This is a messenger RNA of Rangifer tarandus platyrhynchus (Svalbard reindeer), 498 nucleotides long. Lineage: Eukaryota; Metazoa; Chordata; Mammalia; Artiodactyla; Cervidae. The record is from the annotation of a GenBank genome assembly.
AUGGAGAACAGCUACGAGGAAAGCAUCGACAAACGCCGCAUUCACCUGCGCCCUGAUACACUGCGCGACCCCGCCCCUGUCUCGCUGCACCUUCUGCCCUGCGAGGUCCCGGUUAACCGGCCCACCCCGGUGGGGCGCUUCUUCACCCCCGCCAUCCGCCUGGGUCCCGACGGACUGGAAGCGUCGUUUCGGGGGCGUAGUCUACGUGGCGAGGAGGUGGUGGUGCCGCCCGGCUUCGUGGGAUAUGUGAUGACAGAAGAGAAGGCAGAGGUGUUGGUGGGGAAGCAGAGUGACCACGAGCGAGAAGAGCAGGAACUGGUGGAACCCCCAGAGGCGCUGGAGCGGGACUUCGACCGCUUUAUGGGAGCCACAGCCAGUUUCAGCAGCUUCACCGUGUGGGGCCUGGAAUCUGUCCCUGGUCCGGAUGCCAAACUGCGUGGGGCCCUAAGCUGGCCCAGCCUCGCUGCCGCGAUUCACGCACAGGUACCCGAAGACUGA